AUGGGAUGGAGUUCGCGAGGACGUUUACUGCUGAUUCUGUGUUCAAUUCAGAUUGCCCAAUGUUCUCGAUCACUGCGACGCGAUAGUGGCUAUCAACCCAAAGAGGGUGACACAUUGGUUCAUGAAGUUCGGUUGGCAUCAUUCGAUGAAUCAACGUCAAGGCAGCAAUCGACACAACCACUCGUCAACAAUAUUGUCAUACAAGUAUAUCUAAACGCCAAAAACACUUCUACAAUAAAGUCAUCAAAAGCCAUCACAUCAGGACUAAAUAUUGGUCAGUCACCGUUGGGAAGUCCGGAAAAUCCAAUAAUAAUAUCGAAAGAUUUCGAUCGGGAGGCACUGAAAUUCAUUGAUGAAGAAAAUGUAGCGGAGUACAAUCCGACGAAUAUGGUUGAAAUAAAAGCGGUUGUGUACGGCGUUGGAGGUGAUGAGAAUCGUAUGGCCGAAGGGGAGCAAAUGGAGAAACGGAUCAACAAAGAGUUCCAAUCAUCGAUACCUGCCAUCAGAGAACGAUUGAGUGGACUGAAAAAGGAUUCACAAUUGACCGAGAAUCAUUUUCUCUUGGAAAGAUUAAUGAAGAAGAGAGAAACGGAUGAGCAAACUUCAAUCGCAGCUGACCAACCAAUAUCAUUGACUGGUGCAAGUGAUACGAAUGAAAGUGUUCGAGAUGAACCGUCUGCGUCUGAAGAUUCAGAAGUUGGAACAACGCGAUCGUUCGACACGAUGCGGAUAUCAACAGAAAGCACCAUUGUUGAAGGUGUGCAAGUGCUUUUGGAUGCACAAACUGAGACAACAACAAUUCCAAUUCAACAAACAUCAACAGAGAGCGGCCUCGUUGAUCGAGUAGAAGUGGCCAUAGAAUCCGCUAUUGCAACGACCACAGCAGAAACUGAUACUGAUCGAAAUACGUUCCCCAAUGAGGUAAUCAAAACAAAAACCGGAAUUCUUGAAAUGUCAGAAGAAGAGGAACCGUCAACAGUAAGCAUUCUCGACUUAGAAAACGUUGAAACGACGACGACGCUCGGCCAUUCAAGCACAGAAGCAGUCGAGAUGGCAACAGAACAAUUUACUAAUGGCGGUGCAGAGUCAGAAGUAGAAGAGCUGGGAUCUCUGAUUGUAUUGGAGUCGGAGUUUGAUUCGACAGAGUCUGACUCCACCACUGUAAUAACCUCGAACAAUGUUCCAGUUGAAUCCGAAGUAACAUCACAAUCUUCCGAUACUAACUUUGACACAUUUUUCAACUCCAGAAAUGGAGGGGAAAACAAUAGGGGAACAACUGGAAAAAGUGCAUCUUCAGAUAGCUCAGAAACAAAAAGCACUGAAGGAACACCAACAUCACAAGAGACUAGCACAACUACCAGAACCACUCUGGAGAACACUGAUGCAAUGCUCUCAAUGGAAACAGUUGGCUUGCAAGGGGAGAACGUCCAAAAAACUGACGGAAUUAGUUCAACUUCAGUCAUACCAACAGUGACGGAUGCAUCCGUAUUAUCGGAAAGCGGAGAGUCGGGCUUAUCUCGUACGGAUGUUGAAACGCUGGGAGGAGAACGACUGAUUACUUCAGAGACACGGCAAGAAGGGGAGAACAAAGGAAUAAGUAGUGAAGGAGCAACUGAAAAAUUGGCUGAACAAACAUCACAAUCUAUUGGAGCGACUCAGUCAGGUGGUCUUGAAGUAGUCACUCAGACUUUCGAUACUAGCUCAACCUUGAGCAAAACAACUCUACAAGUAGCAGCGACGGCCGAAUCGGAUGGUAUCACAACGUUGAUACCUGAAGCGGAUGAAGCAGAAGAGGGAGCAGAAAACAGCGAGAAUAAUCGACAAACACAAACGAGAACCACGACAAAUGCACCUCAAACAGCAGCAGUCGAACCAUCAUCGCAAGGCAUCCAUCUAUCUCCCUGA
This is a messenger RNA of Anisakis simplex (herring worm), 1905 nucleotides long. NCBI's taxonomy places the organism in Eukaryota, Metazoa, Nematoda, Chromadorea, Rhabditida, Anisakidae. The record is from the annotation of a GenBank genome assembly.